AUGCGGAAAGUAGUUAAUUUCUGGGAGCCCAAAGAUGUGAGUAAGAAAGACUUGGAUAAAGAUAUGGCAGCCAACUCUGUGGUUGUGGAGGACAUCACGAAGGAUAAGCAGGAGCAAAGGCCUGAAAUAGUCGAACAGAUUCCCUCUUCAGAAAGCAACUUAGAAAAGGUAACAGGGCCUACCGAGGCCCAGGCUAGUGAUGUUGGAGAGCCCAACAUAGAUACCGGAGAGGCAGCAGCCAAAGAAACUGAAUGAAAACAAUCCAUCGAAGUGAAAGACACCUUUAAGCACCAGCAGAGCAACACAGAAAUUCCUCUCACACCUGAGUCUGGUCAAAUGAUAGCAGAAGGGAAAGAUGAAGGAGAAGCAACAAGAGAAAAAGAACCCACCAAAUCUCCAGAAUCUCCCACCAGCCCAGUCACAAGCGAGACUACAUCAACCUUCAAGGAAUUCUUCACCCAAGAUUGGGCCGGUUGGCGCAAAAAGACCAGUUUCAGGAAGCCAAAGAAGGAUGAACUGGAAGCCUCUGAGAAGAAAAAGGAGCAAGAGCCAGCAAAGGCAGACACAGAGGAAAAUGAGAAGGCAGAAGAUACCCCUGAGCAGCUCACAGCUUCUGAGCAGCCCCAGAAGCCCGUGGAAGGCGGGGAUGAGGCCAGAUUAUCAGCUGACUACGAGAAGGUGGAGUUGCCUUUGGAAGAUCAAGUCAGUGGUGUGCAGGGCUCUUCUGCAGAGAAAUGUGCUCCGUUGGCCACGGAAGUAUUUGAUGAAAAAGUAGAAGCCCACCAAGAAGUUGUUGCCGAAGUCCACAUCAGCAGUAUGGAGAAGAAAACAGAGGAGCAAGAAGCAGGUGUGGGAGAAACAGUAGAAUCCUUGCCACCUGAAAAACUGCUGGAAGCAAGUGCUCAGGAAAUUCAGGAAGCUGAACUCGCUGAGGAGCUGGAAAAGACCCCAAAAGCCUGUGACUCUGGAGACCACGCCCGGCCAACAGAGCUGAGUCCUGAUGGAAAGGUGUUGCCCAAACAGCCCGAGAGCAUCGUGAGUGAGGUGGCCGUGCUGUCAUCACAAGAGAGAACCAAGGUGCAGGGAAGCCCUCUGAAAAAACUGUUCUCCAGCACCGGCUUAAAGAAGCUUUCUGGAAAGAAACAGGAGGGGAGACGAGGAGGAGGAGGAGGAGGAGAUGAGGACUCAGGGGAAAAUAACCAAGGGGCAGCGGAGUCUCCGGAUAGUGCUGAUGAGAAGGGCGAGAGCUCCGCUUCCUCCCCUGAAGAACCCGAGGAGAUCACGUGUCUGGAGAAGGGGAUCACUGAGGCCACCACGAAGGAAGGCGAGGCUGAAGAAGGAGCUACUUCCGAUGGAGAGAAAAAGGGAGAAGGUGUUACUCCCUGGGCAUCUUUCAAGAAGAUAGUGACGCCCAAGAAGCGUGUUCGCAGGCCUUCUGAAAGCGAUAAGGAGGACGAGUUGGACAAGCCGGACAGGGUCAAGAGCGCCACCUUGUCUUCCACAGAGAGCGCAGCCUCCGAAAUGCAAGAAGAAAUCAAAGGUGCUGGGGAAGAGCAAAAGCCCCAAGAGCCAAAGCGCAAGGUGGACACUUUGGUGUCUUGGGAGGUGUUGAUUUGUGUGGGGUCAUCCAAGAAAAGAGCAAGGAAAGCCUCCUCUUCUGAUGAGGAGGGAGGACCAAAAACGAUGGGAGGAGACGGCCGCAAAGCAGAGGAGGCUGCCAAAGACAAAGAAACCGGAAACGACUCUGUCCUUGCUGGCACCCAGGAACCUGACCAAGGGCAGGGAAGCUCCUCCCCUGAGCCAGCCGGCAGCCCCUCCGAAGGGGAGGGCGUUUCCACCUGGGAGUCAUUUAAAAGAUUGGUGACCCCAAGAAAAAAAUCCAAGUCAAAACAGAAAGAGAAAAACGAAGAGUCCAGUGGUGUAGAGCAUUCAGCUUCAGAUGCUGAACCUGGGAAAGAAGAAUCUUGGGUUUCAAUUAAGAAAUUUAUCCCUGGACGGAGGAAGAAAAGGUCAGAUGGGAAACAAGAACAACCCACUGCUGGAGACACAGGGCCCGCAGAAAUCAAUGAAGAGGAUUCUGAUGUCCCAGCCGUAGUGCCUCUGUCCGAGUAUGAUGCCGUGGAAAGGGAGAAGAUGGAAGCUCAGCAAGCCCCACAAAGCGAAGCCACCCCUGAGCAACAGGUGGGUGUGGAUGUGUCCGAGGAACUCGGCAAGAAUCUGGUUCAUUGUGCAGCAGUGGCUGUCAUCAAUGGGACAAGGGCAGUUACCAGUGUGGAAGAGCGGUCUCCUUCUUGGAUAUCUGCCUCUGUGACAGAGCCUCUUGAACAAGCACAAGGUGAAGCCACACCAUCAACUGAGGAAGGGACUGAAAGAGAAGUCAUUGCAGAAGAAUUCCCCACAGCCACCCGCACUCUCCCCGAGAGCAGAGAUGCCCCUGAUGACACGAUCACUAGUGAAGUGGCAUUAACUUCUGAGGCAGUGACAGCUGCAGAGACCACGGAGGUGCUCUGUGCUGAAGAAGCCACGGAAGCAUCAGCCGCAGAAGAGGCCACAGAGAUGGUGUCCGCAAUUUCCCAGCUAACCGAGUCCCCAGACACCACGGAGGAAGCCACCCCAGUCCAGGAGGUGGAAAGCGGAGGGCCAGAUGCAGAAGAGCAGGAGCGGCAGACUCAGGCUGUCUUACAGGCAGUUGCAGAAAAAGUAAAAGAGAAGUCACAGGUGCCAGACAGCAGUGGGGCCGAAGGUGUGACUCUGAUCAUACAGAAAGCAGAGCCAAAAGCCCUUCAGAAGGUGGAGGAAGCAGAAGAAGACUCCGAUGAACCAGAUCUGAAGGAAGAGAUGGAUGUAGUGUGGAGAGUAAACAUACAAGAAACUAAAACCGAACAUUUUACGAGUGGGGAGGUUAUAGCACAGGCUGCCCCUGAAGGCUUUGAGAAAGUUCCUCAAAUCACAGCGAGGGUAGAGUCCAGGGAGCUGGUAACCACGUGCCAAUCUGAGCCCUUAGCUGGGGUGCAGCCCCCAGAGCAGUCUGUUCUCCCUGACUCAGCAGAUACCCCGACAGACAGCGAGACCAACGGAAGCACCCCCGUGGCAGAUACUGACGAGCUAGGUACAAUACAGCAAAAUGAGGUCACAGAAGGGCAAGGAGACGGUGCAGGUGCAUCUGACAUUCAGCCACAGGUCACAGAAGUAGAGGCAGCUCCUGCCCAGAAAGAGGGGCCUUCAGCACCGCCAAGUUUUCAAUCCCAGGAAGACUAUACAGAACAAUUAAAACUGGAAGACAGUCUAGAACAUAAGGAUCAAGAGCCAUCAGUGGAAGGCGUACCCAUAGUGUCCAAGACUGAGGUGAUUUGAGAGGCCUGCCUGCUUGCUGAUGGGGAAGCCAAAGACAGACCGUGUGUUGAAGUUGUCACAUCUGCACACGUGGCCAGUCAGCAAAAGGCCACUGAUGUUCCUCUUCCAGGUGAAUUGACUGAAGGGGCAGACUGUCAAAAGGAUGGUGGUAACACAGAACUCCAGAGUCCAGGCCGAGAAGAGGGAGAGAGGGUAGCUCAAGUAGAAAAGGAGAACACUGAUGCAAAGGCAGUACAAGACAGUGAAGAAAAAGUUGAGCAAAAAUCAGCCGGUCCCAGAGCCGAAGAGCCCAACCAGCAACUAGUCCAGAUGGCUGACGUAAACGUCACAGACAGGGAAAAGGAGGUAAGCAGUUUAGAUGGAAGCUCUCCUCCUUCAGAUCCAGAGGAGGAAGCAGGAUGUGUGGAGACUCAAGGUCAGAGCACUGAGGCACUAGUGACUGUUGUACCUACGGCAGCGGAGGAGGAGGUGUUAGGAGAAACCGGCAGGAUUUCAGAAACAAGUGACGCCGUGGAGCCUGCACAUUUAGAACCAGCAGAGAGAUCUCCAGGGAAGGUCGGGGACUGGACUCUUCAGCUGGGAGACGAUGCUGUCCCUGUGGGGACUGAGCCUCAGAUGGAAUCAGAGCUAGUCAUAGUGUCUGCCACUCCUGAGAAAGACCUGCACUCGGACCUGCAGGGAGAGAACCGUGCAUCCCAGAAGCAGAAGGCAGAUGAAGAUGACAGGCAAGUUGGCUGUCUGGAAGGUACAGUGAGCCUGGCAGUAGAGGGCGGUCCCAAGGCUGAAAAUCAGAUCUUGGAACUUGAGACUGAGAGCAGUAAGCUUGUGCAAAACAUAAUCCAGACAGCUGUGGACCAGUUUUCCCGGCCAGAGGAAACAGCAUCUGACAUAGAGAAAGAGGCUCCCCAGGUGCCACCCGACAGCCAGGGAGCUGGACGGAAACCUGUGGAAGAAGCCAGUGGACAACAGGUGUCUGUGCAGGAUGAAACACAAACUGUCGCCACCCGGGAUGAGUCCGAGCUCGCUGCUGUGGCUCCCGAGCUCGCUGCUGUGGCUCCCGAGCUUUCCAAAGAUGUGAACGGAGCUUCAGAAGAGACCCCGACAGUUGAGGUUGGAGGCUCCGGUGUGAAUGAGCAGCAGUCUAAAGAGGUGGUUGCCCCAGCCCAGGCAGAGAGCGAUGAAAUGGGCACAAAGCCUGCAGCAACUGAUGAUGGCUGUGGAGAGACAGGAGGAAGAAUGGACAAGUCACCUCUUGAAUCCAGAGAAGACAAGAAAGAGGAUGCUGCCGAGGACCCAACCCUGGCAGAUCCUGCCGCCCCAGGAGGCUUAACCAAAGAGUCCCCAGACACCAACGGACCAAAACUAACAGCAGGAGCUAAGGGAGGAAGGGCAUACAGUGAGUCGGAGAAGGACAUCAAACCGCAAACAGAAGAGGAGCAGCGGAAAGGAGGGAGAGAGCCGGCAGAAUCCUAAGGCACUUUUUAAUGUCAUUGUAUAUUUGCAAGACCAGAAUGUGAAGACAAGCCACGGAAGAAAAUGCUGCUGCUGAGACUUAAACCAAUAUUUCAGAACUUGAGAACUAGA
Molecule: messenger RNA, 4938 nt
Organism: Heterocephalus glaber (naked mole-rat)
Lineage: Eukaryota; Metazoa; Chordata; Mammalia; Rodentia; Bathyergidae
Source: RefSeq, a predicted model, not a curated record